AUGUCUCAUUCUAGCGAAGCCAUUGGCGCGUCCACGCGCUCCCUGCAUGCCGAUGAUGCCUUGAACCUUGUUAAGGAUGUCGCUCCUCCUAUGCAUCUCUCUACUACAUUUCGUUAUUCCAAUGAUCCAAACCAGCUAGUACCGGCUACUGAUGCCACCCCUGCCGACUUUGAUCCAACCUCCCAUAUCUACUCGCGCAUGUCCGCACCAAAUCCUACCCGUUUCGAGACAAUCCUCUCCUCUCUCCUCCACGGUCAAGUUAUAAGCUAUUCCUCCGGCCUAUCAGCCCUACACGGCGCCCUUACGCUCCUCAACCCCCGCCGCAUUUCCGUCGGCGAUGGUUACCACGGCUGUCACGGCGUCAUCGCCCUCUUCACCCGCCUAACAGGCCUGCAAAAGCUGCCCCUAGACUGCUCACCCGACCAACUCGAAAAGGGAGACGUAAUCCUCCUCGAAACACCCGUCAACCCCCAAGGCACCGCCUUCGAUAUCGCCUCCUACGCCGCCAAAGCCCACGCCCGCGGCGCAUACCUUAUCGUCGACAGCACCUUCGCCCCACCCGGCCUGCAAGAGCCAUUCCAGUUCGGCGCAGAUAUUAUCAUGCACUCAGGCACCAAGUACUUCGGCGGCCACAGCGAUAUGCUGUGCGGUGUCCUCGCUACAAACCGCGACGACUGGGCCGCACAACUGAAAUCCGACCGUCUCUUCAUCGGAACUGUCAUGGGUAGCAUGGAGGGCUGGCUCGGUGUCCGCAGUCUGCGUACCCUCGAGAUCCGCGUCCAGCGCCAGAGCGAGAAUGCCGCCCGUCUCAUUUCCUGGCUCGAUGCUGCUUUGCAUGCGUCUAGUCCCCCGUCUGACAGUGACGAGGCCGCUGUGCAGGCUGUUCUUGGUGAGGUUUUCCAUGCUAGUCUGCAGAAGGUUGAGGGUGACUGGUUGAAGAAGCAGAUGCCUAAUGGGUUCGGGCCUGUUUUCUCGAUCGUUAUGAAGGAGAUGCGCUUCGCUCGCGAGUUGCCGAGUAAAUUGCAUUUCUUUCAGCAUGCUACUAGUCUGGGUGGUGUUGAGACACUUAUUGAGUGGAGGACUAUGACGGAUGCGACGGUUGAUCGGAAGUUGUUGAGGAUUAGUAUUGGGUUGGAGAAUUGGGAGGAUUUGAAGGCUGAUAUGGCGAGGGCAUUUCGUGAGCUUGCGAAGUAG
Molecule: messenger RNA, 1194 nt
Organism: Penicillium verrucosum
Lineage: Eukaryota; Fungi; Ascomycota; Eurotiomycetes; Eurotiales; Aspergillaceae
Product: cystathionine gamma-synthase
Exons: 2
Coding region: 1-1194 (397 amino acids)
Biological process (GO): transsulfuration
Cellular component (GO): cytoplasm
Molecular function (GO): pyridoxal phosphate binding; carbon-sulfur lyase activity
Source: RefSeq, a predicted model, not a curated record